AUGGAGUUUGCUGUGGAAAUGAGGAGUCCAUGCUGUACUGGCAAAGUUAAAAAAGCCUUGGAAGGAGUUAAAGGAAUUAGAUCUAUCGAUGUAGAUCUAGCUACACAGAGACUAGUCAUUGAAGGUGAUGUUUUAGCAGACACUGUCAGCGGUACAAUAGAACAACAGACUGGCAUGGCAGCGGUGCUUCUUGGACAUGGUUCAGCUGCACAAAACCUUGGUGCAGGUGUUGCAGCUAUCAGCAUAGGAAACUCAGGUGUAAAAGGUUUGCUGCGGUUUGUUCAAGUGGAUGCAGGCACCUGUUUUGUGGAGGGGAGUAUUGAUAAACUGCCCAGUUCACAACCUGUGUUUCUGACAGUCCAUGAAACUGGCGACGUGUCUGAUGGAUGCAAUAGCUGUGGACCGCUUUACAAGUCUGAGGGCGAUAGCAAUAAUACAUUCAGUGGGUUUAUCAAAGAAUUGACUCCAGACAUGGACAAGAGGGCAGAGUUCCGGGCAGCCUUAUCGAAUGUGAGACUGUCUGACAUCAUUGGUCACUGUGUUGUGGUACAUCAGGGAAAUCAUCAAGAUGUCGAGCAAGGCCAAAGUGAAAGACUGGCAUGUGGAAUAGUGGCAAGAGCUUCAGGGUUGUUCCAGAAUUCCAAACGUUUCUGUGCUUGCGAUGGAGUGACUAUCUGGGAGCAACGACAUAAGGACAUUGAAAGUGGCAAGCUUUAA
Molecule: messenger RNA, 717 nt
Organism: Candidula unifasciata
Lineage: Eukaryota; Metazoa; Mollusca; Gastropoda; Stylommatophora; Geomitridae
Source: the annotation of a GenBank genome assembly